AUGCCAACACACCCCUUAGCCUUCCUUCACCUAUCCGGUACCAUAUAUCUGGCGCUGUCACUCUUCUCGUUGCCUCGAAGACUCUGGGAAUCUCAGUAUCCAAGACAAGUUCAGCUUAUCACUAUACUCUUGCACGAACUAGAUAAUGUCAAUCAAAAUGUCCAAGCCCCCAGGGUUGCCAAGCAACUCCAAGUGGGAUUUCCUCUUCGAACAGUAAGUCCAGUCCUUCUCAUUCCUAAGUAUGAGCCUCAACUAACCACUAACCUCAACAGGAACAAGAUCUCAACCCCACGGAUUAUCGACCUUGUCGGAGACUACGCUGGGGACGAGCUCUUCAUCUUGGAAGGUGACUCGCUCCUGCGUCGCUCCUUCUCCGACAGCCAGCUGGACUUUGACCCUGGAUUCCAGCUGCUUCAUGCCACCUACAUUGUAGAAAGGUUCCUCGCUCAACUCCACCAACGAAAAUGUCAUUUCCAUGUCGUUUUCUUCUCAGCCCAUUCGGAAGCAUGCAUUCCACCACACACCAGCUCCGGAAACCGAUCGAAGUAUCGCGUGGCUCGUGAAACCAUAAUUCAGCACCUGGCUCGGCACAUGCCAAAAGCCAUUCCAUCCAUACAGAUUCGUCGCUUUGAGAUGUAUGACUGCAAGGAGUUUUACGAUUACCUUGUCGCAUCCCGUGCGUACUUCAUCAUGUGCCAUGAUGGCGAAGUUUCGAAGCACAACCAAUCUCCGGUUAAAGGACCUGAAAGUUCUGAAGACCUCUAUGUGUCUGAUGAGCAGGAUGACGAUUCUGUGUGGGAGGACGACGAGAUACCUCAUGUUACACGACCGGAAACCGGGGUCAAGGGGAACAAUGCCGCCGCGGCCAGUGCUGCCCAGUUUCGAAGCUUCCAGAAGACUUACCUAAAGGUCCCUACCACGGAGUUGACUCAGCGUGAAUGGGUUUCAAUCCUCACUCUGAGUGCUGCAUGGGACUCGGGCCACCAAAGUGGGCAGGACACAGACGCAAUGCAUGCUUUAUUACUGCAUGCAGUCAUUCUGCGCGACUGCCAUCUCUGCGAUCGCCCUUGUCGUUCCGACAUUCCUCUCCCUGUGUCGAUAGCUUAUCUGGAAUUGUACAAUGACCUCGCGCUCACCAUUCUGCAAUCUCCCUUGUGGCAAGAAGUCUUCUCGAAUGAGGAGAUUGUGUGUGAUUUGGCAGAUAUGAUUGACGGGAGAAUCCUUUCUGCGAUCUUAAAUAGGAGCCGAGAAUCAACAAUGGCAAUGUUGAACAACCACGGGGUAACGAAGAGAUAUAACUUGCUCGUAUCAGUACUCAACGGCAUCUGUCAAGCAGAGAUAUUGGUUUACAUUUCCCCAGGAAACAGUGUCGUUGCAAAAUACUGCCAGGACCAGGACCACAAGCAAAGCGCAGCACAUUCGGAUUCCAAAGACUCCUCAAGUAUGUCAGGCUCUGUCAUGACUUUCAGUAACCCUGUUUUUGAUAGACAUCUGAGCCCCAUCUCCCUGAAGAUUCUAUCUUCUGCUGCUGCGAACUCAAGUUUCUCAAUGUCUAUACCCUUUGAAGAACGAAAACAUUGGCAUUCUCAGCGGGACUUGGACCCAAAGCGACCUGCCCCAAUGUCGUGGAGGGAGCAGCGUCGUGAUCAACGCUUUAUGAGGGAUAUAACGCAGUAUGCCAUUAGUCUCACAAAUGCGACCGGUGGGAUUCUGCAACGUGAGAGCGUUGUGCUCAAAUCUAAGAAUGAAGCGAAACCGAAACCUGCAAACAACCACGGGAAGACUGAUCGCCCAACAGCACUUCAUCCAUCAGCUCAGCUGUCAGAAAAGCAAGAGAAACUUCUUGAAAGGCAAGCAGAGAAGUGGCAGACACAGCGCAGGAUCCUUGACAAGGAGCCAAGUCAUGACAAGCGAUAUGUGAAGGCGAAAGCCUAUCUUGAGGACUUAUCGGAAGAGAAGAGAGGUCUUGUUGAAGCUGAAGUACUAACGUACUUGAUCAGCACUUUGAUUCGUCUCUGGCGCGAGCGAUGCUCUGGCGGUGAGAAAGCUCAAGCUAUGGCGGUAGUGGCCCUCAUAUGGCACAAUAUACUCCAAAUUGCCAAGGCGCAAGUGGGUAUCACACAAGACAUUGCUCGUUGCAUGCUGAACACUUCAACGGCUUUGGGGCUUCCAAAUGUCAAGCUAACACCUCACGACAAUCGCCCUCUCUCAUUUGAAUUUGCAUUGCGAGGAGUCAAAAGUGAGAACUUACGCACAGGCCUGUCACCCCGCGAGUUUCAGCUUUUACACGCAGGACCGUUCCUCGACCGCAACAUGGAUUCAGCACCGGAUUCCAGGGUAAGGGGAUUUGAACCUGAUCGAUGGCAAAGAGACAUCCUGGAUCAGAUAGACGCCCGAGCAAGUCUUUUUGUGGUUGCUCCCACAAGUGCAGGGAAAACGUUCAUAUCAUUCUACGCGAUCAAGCAGAUUCUCCAAAACAGCGAUGACGAUGUCCUCGUAUAUGUGGCACCUACAAAAGCCCUUGUCAAUCAAGUCGCCGCUGAGAUUGAGGCUCGGUUCACCAAGAACUACAAACACGCUGGGAAGUCUGUUUGGGCCAUUCAUACUCGUGAUACUCGGAUCAACAACCCGACAAAAUGCCAAGUACUUAUCACUGUACCCCACAUUCUACAGAUCAUGCUACUCGCACCAGGACAUGCAAACUCAUGGUCCUCGCGGGUGAAGCGGAUCAUUUUCGACGAGGUGCAUUGUAUAGGUCAAGCCGACGACGGCGUGGUCUGGGAACAAUUACUUCUCCUUGCACAAUGUCCAAUAAUUGCGCUCUCAGCUACCGUUGGGAAUCCGGAGGAGUUUAGUAGUUGGUUGAGCAUGACUCAAAGGGCCAAUGGUCUUGACUUGAAAACGGUCGAGCACAAGACUCGCUGGUCGGACUUGAGGAAGUACACUUAUCAUCCACCAAGCAAGUUUCAUUUCGAUGGCUUUUCGAAACCCAUCAAUAGCAGGUCGCUUGGUCUUGACGACUGUCCCGCUAUGGCUUUUAUUCAUCCAGUUACGGGUCUCGUUGACCGCUCCAGGGGUAUUCCGGAAGAUCUUUCUCUUGAGCCGCGCGACUGCUUGACGCUCUGGCAAGCCAUGGACAAGCAUCAAACAAAUAAUUUUCCUCUUGACCCCUCGCUCUCUCCCUCAGCCAUGCUGCCAGAACUUAUGACCAAAGCCGACGUUUCCUCUUUUGAGGCUAAACUAAAAACCGUUCUUGGAACAUGGAUGGCCGACUAUGACUCGCCGUUCGACACUGUGGUAAAAGAGCUAUCAGAAAGUGCUCGAAGCAAAAACACAGCCAUCAGCCAGUGCUCCUCAUUUGCAGACCGUGGUAUAUCGACAUCCGUUGGCUGGGACGGCCUGCUAGAGACAACACUACCGCUCAUAUGCGCCCUUUCUGAGCAAGACGCUCUUCCAGCACUCUUUUUCAAUUAUGACCGGGGUUGGUGCGAGAAGAUCUGCAUGCAUGUUCUUAUCCAAUUGCAAGAAGCUGAAGAAGCGUGGAAAGGCUCCAGUAGAGACUGGGCCAAGAAGCUGGCUGGCUGGGAAAACUGGAAAAGAUCUAGCUCAAAGCGUGCGACAAGAGCCACAAGUGUCAAUACGAUGAAUAUGUCACGAGCAGAACAAACGCGAGAAGCGGCCUCUGAGGAACCGAAUCGAUAUGCGUCAUUUGACCCACAUGCGCCGGUUCCCAUGUUCUCUCUCGCCGAUGAAAAGAAGUUAUCUAGAUCGGCCUUCGCGGAAUAUGCCACAGAGUUGAAGCGCUUCGGUGUACCCCAUAACUUCAUUGACGCUUUGAGACGUGGGAUAGGAAUUCACCAUGCCGGCAUGAAUCGCGCGUACCGCAAGGUGUGUGAAAUACUGUUCAGGAAGGGGUACCUGCGCGUGGUUAUAGCGACUGGAACUUUGGCGUUAGGCGUCAACAUGCCAUGCAAGACAGUCGUAUUUUCAGGGGAUUCUGUCUUUCUCACAGCUCUUAACUUCCGACAAUCUGCUGGACGAGCGGGCCGGCGAGGGUUUGAUUACUUAGGUAAUGUUGUCUUUCAGGCUAUCCCUGACCUAAAGAUACGUCGCCUCAUGAGCUCGAAGCUUCCUGGCCUUAAUGGGCACUUUCCCAUUACCACCAGCUUGGUCCUGCGCCUGUGCAUCCUACUCCACGAGUCGGGGCAGGCUCCAUUCGCGAAAAAUGCCAUAGAUUCCAUUCUCUCCAGCCCACGAAUCUACCUUGGCGGUCCAGAGUCGAAACACACGGUGCUUCAUCAUCUACGUUUCUCGAUCGAAUACUUGCGACGCAAUCACCUUCUCGAUGGGACCGGUGCUCCACUUAAUUUUGCUGGCGCAAUCUCGCAUCUCUACUACACGGAAAACUCCAGUUUCGCUCUCCACGCUCUGCUCAAAGCAGGCUACUUCCACAAACUAAGCAAUCACAUCGAUGAAAAUCCGGGCCGAACCCUCCGCACCUUGAUGGUGGUCAUGGCACACCUUUUUGGCCGGCAACCCCUUCAUACCUCCGUGCUUGAGCGUCACUACCAACGCCAUAAACAAUCUACCUCCACCGUCGUCCUACCUUCUCUCCCCCGAAACGCCGCGCGGAUUCUCUGUGGACACAAUCGCGAAACUCUGGACAUUUACUCCACCUACGUCGCGACCUUCGUGGACCAACACCUCCAUGAACCAGAUAAUCGGCUCCCCUUAACCCAAUUGAGACAAGGCGGCGGCACUCCAAUUUCUGAGAUUACCAGAGACACCAUCCUCGCGCAACGGGCAGCACAGACUCCCACCCAAGCCAUGAUCACAUCGCCCUUUGUUGCGCUUUCCAAUCCGGACCCCGCAAAAAACAUUGCAGACCUCUGCAAGGCCGUGCGCCAGGGUGUCUGGCUAGAACAAUCGGUCAUCCCUCACGUACCAGUUGAGUCCGAUGGAGAGGCUAUCCUUAAGAACGCAUACCUCUAUGACUUCUUCAAGCAUGGGAACAAAAGGGCCCUGGAGACAGAGAACAUGAUCCGGAGGGGCGACUUGUGGUUUCGUCUGAAUGAUUUCUCCUUGGUAUUGGCGACGAUCGUGGCGAGUCUGGGAAGUUUCCUCGAGAUCCAUGCGCAGUCAGCAAUGGGAGAAGUACCAGGUCUGGAAGUGAUGGGAUGUGGAGAUUUACAAGAAGAAGAGGGGGGCGAUGAUACCGCUGAUGCGGAUGGGGCGCCGCUGCCUGCGAUGGCGAAGGAUUCUAUUGGGGAGAUGAAGUCAGCUAGGAGGAAAUUCACAUCUACAUCUUCUGGACCUAGUGUGGAGGACGAAGUACCGGACAGCUGGGAGGAUGCGAUCCAGGACGGUGAUGAUAUUAAGGAGGGUGCCGGUCCCGCCACUGCCCCCGAGACCUUCUUCAGCGAAUACAAUCAGAAUGCCCAGGACCAAAGAACCAAACAGGCGGUGGCCGCUUUCAAGAGAAACGAACUACUCCGGGUUCUCAGGAUGUUCCAGACGCUGAAGACGGAAUUCGAUGAUAAGUUCCGGAAGAUGUGGGCUUGA
Messenger RNA from Aspergillus homomorphus CBS 101889, 5562 nucleotides. RefSeq names its product putative DEAD/DEAH box helicase. Gene Ontology annotation, cellular component: cytoplasm. The transcript is spliced from 3 exons. NCBI's taxonomy places the organism in Eukaryota, Fungi, Ascomycota, Eurotiomycetes, Eurotiales, Aspergillaceae. The record is from RefSeq and is a predicted model, not a curated record. Gene Ontology annotation, molecular function: ATP binding; nucleic acid binding. The coding region runs from base 1 to 5562 and encodes 1853 amino acids.